AUGGUGGCCGAGGGGACUCGCGCGAUGGCGGAGGAGAGAGACGCGGCCGGGUCUUUCUCCUCGGAGGACGAGAGGAGCGACGAGGCGCCCGAGGAGGUGGCCUUCGAGAGCGCGCGGGCGGCGGCCCAGGAGGCGCGGCGGGCGGCGGGAGAGCGCGCGCGCAGAGAAAAAUCUGCCUUGAAAGAGAAGAGGCGACAAAGGGAAGAACUAUUUAAAGAACAAAAGAAAAAAAAAUUACUUCCUGAGAAUGUACUAGAGGAGUUGGCAUCAUCAGCAGAGAACAGCAAUAACAAGCCAUCUGACACAACUGAACAAGAUCAGAAUACUGAAGAUGAGUCUGAAAGUGAGAGAGAAGAAAAUGUGAUGGAAGACAAUGAAGAAGAAACAUUGGCACUUAGGCUCCAGCAGAGCUACAUGGCAGUGCGGCUGAAAGAUCAGGAGUUAGCAAACCAGCAGCAGCAAGCAGCCAAGGACUUCAUACAAAGGCAGCUCUAUGGAGGCUUCAGCAACCGAACCACAGCAAACAAGUAUUUUUCUCUUGAAAACAAGAAGAGUACAGUUAAAAAACCUGCAAUCCAGUUUGUUGUUAAUUCUUGGGGUAAAAACAAAAAACAAAAAGCCAAGCAAUUUACAAAGCAUUGGAUCUCUUCAAAGAUGACACCUAAAACAUAAUUUGGCUGCAUUUUGACUGUCGGAAG
Messenger RNA from Euleptes europaea (tarantolino), 698 nucleotides. It is a transcript of the gene NOL7, whose product is annotated as nucleolar protein 7. The record is from RefSeq and is a predicted model, not a curated record. Gene Ontology annotation, molecular function: RNA binding. The coding region runs from base 1 to 672 and encodes 223 amino acids. Lineage: Eukaryota; Metazoa; Chordata; Lepidosauria; Squamata; Sphaerodactylidae. The transcript has 8 exons. Gene Ontology annotation, cellular component: nucleus.